CUAAAUCAUUUUAAAAUGUUAAUUUCUAUAGACUAGGAUUCGGGUAUUAACUUUCUCUCUUUUCUCUCUCUUUAGUCAGUUAGAGUUGGCAGCAGAUAAGCACGCAGAUCUCAUCACAUUUAAACUAGAAAUGAUGGGAACACCAACAACCACUACCUCAUUUAAAAGUUGGUUAAAAUGCCCAAGUUUCCAAAACAACAUCAUCAUGCAUCAUCGUGGUGGUGGGACUGACUUUCCUCUGAAUCAUCAAUAAUUCACGUCUUUUUACUAGCUCUGUUACAUGUGGAGUCUGAUUCACUUUGCUUCCUUGUCAUAUUUCCUAUUUGAGCCGUAGUGGCUAUAGUGAACGAGCGAGCAGCGACGUUGCGACUUUAAACUCUUCCUUCAAUCUCAAACCCUAUCGUAUUCCCACUUUUGCAGAGAUUUUGUGGUUAUGGCAGCGAAGUUUCUGACGCUGGCGUGUAUUCGGAAUGAGAGCUUCGGAGGUCUGUCGCCGAGGCCGCACUACCCCUCGAUGCCCAAGUAUCCCAAGGGGGUGUCGGAGACGGAGAGGGAUGUGGAAGGGUCGGAAGCGAAGGCGGUGUUUUCGGUGAUUGGAAUGACGUGCUCGGCGUGCGCGGGAUCGGUGGAGAAGGCCGUCAAGCGGUUGCCGGGGAUUCGGGAGGCGGUGGUUGAUGUUUUGAAUAGUAGGGCUCAGGUCAUGUUUUAUCCUUCUUUUGUUAACGAGGAGACAAUUCGUGAGACCAUUGAAGAUGUGGGGUUUCAGGCCACAUUGAUUCAAGAUGAGACAAAUGAGAAAUCCAUUCAAGUAUGCCGAAUCCGCAUAAAUGGAAUGACCUGCACUUCUUGCACCUCAACUGUUGAAUCUUCUCUGCAAGCACUGCAUGGUGUGCAAAAGGCUCAAGUUGCAUUAGCAACUGAGGAGGCCCGAGUUCAUUAUGAUCCUAAGAUCAUCAACCACAACCAGCUAUUGGAAGCCAUAGAAGAUGCUGGGUUUGAAGCCAUACUUAUUAGUGCUGGGGAAGACAUGAGCAAGAUUCAGAUUAAAGUUGAUGGAGUUGGCACUGAUAAUUCAAUGAGGAUACUCGAGAAUUCUCUCCGAGCACUCCCAGGGGUUCAAGAUAUCGACGUUGAUCCUACAGUCCGUAAAUUUUCCCUUUCCUACAAACCAGAUGUGACGGGCCCCAGAAACCUUAUCAAUGUGAUUGAGUCAACUGGAACUGGCCGUUACAAGGCAGCAAUAUCUCCAGAAGGAGGAAGAGAAGUUCAUAGAAAGGAGGAGAUUAAGCAAUAUUAUAGAUCCUUCCUAUGGAGUUUGGUCUUUACAAUUCCAGUAUUCUUAACUUCCAUGGUCUUCAUGUAUAUCCCUGGUCUCAAGCAUGGAUUAGAUACCAAAGUGGUGAAUAUGCUGAGCAUUGGAGAGAUUUUGAGGUGGGUAUUAUCCACCCCAGUACAGUUUGUUAUUGGGCGGCGAUUCUACACUGGCUCCUAUAAAGCACUGCGCCAUGGUUCUGCCAAUAUGGAUGUUUUGAUUGCCUUGGGAACAAAUGCUGCCUAUUUUUAUUCUGUCUAUUCUGUGUUGAGAGCUGCUACUUCUGAGGACUUCAAGUCCACAGAUUUCUUUGAAACGAGCUCCAUGCUCAUUUCAUUUAUUCUUCUUGGGAAAUACUUGGAGGUUUUAGCCAAGGGAAAGACAUCUGAUGCCAUUGCCAAGCUUAUGGACCUGUCGCCUGAGACUGCAAUUCUGUUAGCCCUGGACAGUGAAGGAAAUGUGAUUAAUGAAGAGGAAAUAGAUAGUCGGUUGAUACAAAAGAACGAUGUGAUUAAAAUUCUUCCUGGUGCAAAAGUAGCUUCAGAUGGUUUUGUUAUUUGGGGGCAAAGCCAUGUCAAUGAGAGCAUGAUAACAGGAGAAGCCAGGCCUGUGGCAAAGAGGAAGGGUGACACAGUGAUUGGAGGGACUGUGAAUGAGAAUGGGGUAUUACAUAUUAAGGCAACACGGGUUGGAUCAGAAAGUGCUCUUUCACAGAUUGUUCAGCUUGUUGAGUCAGCCCAGAUGGCUAAAGCUCCUGUGCAGAAAUUUGCAGACCGCAUCUCUAAAUACUUUGUUCCUUUGGUUAUUGCCCUUUCAUUGUCAACUUUUCUUGCCUGGUUUUUAGCUGGAAAGUUCCAUGGAUACCCAAAAUCUUGGAUACCAUCUUCCAUGGAUAGCUUUCAGCUUGCACUCCAAUUUGGGAUCUCUGUCAUGGUCAUAGCUUGCCCAUGUGCUCUAGGCCUUGCAACUCCUACUGCUGUUAUGGUUGGCACUGGUGUCGGUGCUUCUCAGGGAGUCCUCAUCAAAGGCGGUCAAGCAUUAGAAAGUGCACAUAAGGUGAAUUGCAUUGUGUUUGACAAGACAGGGACCCUCACAGUUGGGAAGCCUGUAGUUGUUAACACAAGGCUCUUUAAAAAUAUGGUACUCCAAGAAUUCUAUGAACUUGUUGCGGCCACUGAGGUGAACAGUGAGCACCCACUGGCUAAGGCCAUUGUGGAGUAUACUAAGAAAUUCAGAGAAGAUGAAGAGAAUCCCACUUGGCCAGGAGCAAAGGAUUUCGUCUCCAUUACUGGCCAUGGUGUGAAAGCCAUUGUUCGCAACAAAGAGAUCAUAGUGGGCAACAAGAGCUUGAUGUUAGACCAGAAGAUUGUCAUUCCAGUUGAUGCUGAAGAUAUGCUGGAAGAAAUUGAAGCAAUGGCUCAAACUGGGAUUCUGAUAUCGAUAGAUGGGGAGCUGACUGGAGUUCUAGCCAUAUCUGAUCCACUGAAGCCAGGUGCUCGUGAUGUGAUAUCCAUUCUCAAGUCUAUGAAGGUUAAGAGCAUCUUGGUGACAGGUGACAACUGGGGAACUGCAAAUUCCAUUGCUCAGGAGGUUGGGAUUGAAACUGUCAUCGCUGAAGCCAAACCUGAGCACAAAGCAGAGAAAGUGAAGAAUUUACAGGCGUCGGGCUAUACCGUGGCAAUGGUUGGAGAUGGCAUCAACGACUCACCAGCUCUUGUUGCUGCAGAUGUUGGAAUGGCGAUUGGUGCAGGCACAGACAUUGCCAUCGAGGCAGCAGACAUUGUUCUCAUGAAAAGCAACUUGGAAGAUGUGAUAACCGCCAUCGACCUUUCCAGAAAAACAUUUUCCCGUAUCCGCCUGAACUACAUUUGGGCACUAGGCUAUAAUCUCCUCGGCAUACCAAUUGCAGCUGGGGCUCUCUUCCCGUCUUCUGGAUUCCGUUUACCACCAUGGAUUGCUGGAGCUGCCAUGGCAGCCUCUUCCGUCAGUGUUGUUUGCUGUUCUCUUCUGUUAAAGUACUACAAAAGACCCAAGAAGCUGGAUGCCCUUGAGAUGCAGGGAGUAAGGAUCGAGUGAUUGAUCCUAAUGGUGUUGAUUCCACUUUGUGUAUACUGUGCAGCAAGAAGUUUGCCUAGGAAUAAGGAAGCUGGAUGCCAUUGAGAUGCAGAUAUGUUGAGUGAUUCAUACCUGUGCUCUUGAUUUCAGCUUUAUUAUGCCAUGCAGAAGUGCAGUUAGCCUAAGAAUAAGAUUGAAGACAAUGAUAUCUAGAUAUAAAUAAGGUUGGUUGGUUAUUAAUUCAUGUACAUAAGAAUGUUGUCCUGAAGAACAGAAGUAAAAUGUAUUUUCCCGCAAAUGAAAGAAGAUGCUAUCCCGUAGAGCAGUAGUAAAA
Messenger RNA from Vitis riparia (riverbank grape), 3701 nucleotides. Its product is annotated as probable copper-transporting ATPase HMA5. Gene Ontology annotation, molecular function: ATPase-coupled monoatomic cation transmembrane transporter activity; copper ion binding; ATP hydrolysis activity. The coding region runs from base 434 to 3388 and encodes 984 amino acids. The transcript is spliced from 6 exons. Gene Ontology annotation, biological process: monoatomic cation transport. NCBI's taxonomy places the organism in Eukaryota, Viridiplantae, Streptophyta, Magnoliopsida, Vitales, Vitaceae. Gene Ontology annotation, cellular component: membrane. The record is from RefSeq and is a predicted model, not a curated record.